AUUUUUUAGUAUAAGAAUUGAAAGGAAAUUGGUGGGAAGACGAUUGAGGAGCCGCGAGAGAGAGAGAGAUAUGCCGGUGGCAAGACCUGAGUUAUCGGAUUGUAGAGUUAUUGCUCACGUCGAUAUGGAUUGCUUCUACGUUCAAGGAUUUGUUGUACAAUGAAUGAAGUGCCUUUCAAUUGUAAGAGUUUUCAUUCAUGGGUUCUUGACCAUUGUAGUAGUGGAGCAGCGGAAGCAACCAAGUCUAAGAGGUCAACCCACUGCUGUUGUACAGUACAAUUCUUGGCAAGGUGGGGGACUGAUCGCUGUCAGUUAUGAGGCUCGUAAGUUUGGGGUGAAGCGCUCAAUGCGAGGUGAUGAAGCAAAGCAAGUUUGUCCGGAGAUUCAUCUUGUUCAAGUCCCAGUUGCCCGUGGUAAAGCUGAUCUUAAUGCCUACAGGAAUGCAGGCUCAGAGGUUGUCUCUAUACUUUCUAGAAGAGGCCGAUGUGAGCGUGCUUCAAUUGAUGAAGUGUAUUUGGAUCUCACUAUAGCUGCUGAAGCAAUGCUGGCAGAUAAUCCUUCUGAGUGCCUGGAAACUAUCAGUGAAGAAGUAGUACAAUCACAUGUUUUGGGUCUUGAGGAAGUUGGUAGCGAUGCCAGAGAGAAUGUCAGACAUUGGUUCACUAGAAGUGAUGCUAGUCGUCGUGAUAAGUUGUUAGCCUGUGGAGCCUUUAUUGUUGCAGAACUUCGGCUGCAAGUACUAGAAGAGACUGAGUUCACUUGUUCUGCAGGCAUUGCUCAUAAUAAGAUGCUGGCCAAACUUGCAAGUGGAAUGAAUAAACCUGCUCAGCAAACUGUGGUGCCUUUCUCAUCCGUCAGCAAAUUACUUAGAACUUUGCCUAUAAAAAAAAUGAAACAGCUUGGAGGAAAACUUGGAACUUCUUUGCAAAUUGACUUGGGUGUGAACACUGUUGGGGAUAUGCUCCAGUUUUCAGAAGAAAAGCUACAAGGAUAUUAUGGAGUAAAUACUGGUUCCUGGUUAUGGAAUACAGCAAGGGGCAUUAAUGGAGAAGAGGUCAAGGGACGCCUUCUUCCCAACAGUCAUGGAUCAGGAAAGACAUUUCCUGGACCUCGAGCUCUUAAAACUGUUGCUUCUGUUGGAAAGUGGCUUAAUGAGCUCUGCGACGAACUUAGUGAACGUCUUCAGUCUGAUUUAGAACAGAAUAAGCGCAUUGCACAUACUCUUACUCUACAUGCUCACGCAUACAAGGUUGGCUUUUCUUGUCAGUCAAAUGAUGGAGAUUCGUUCAGGAAAUUUCCAUCAAAAUCGUGUCCAUUGAGGUAUGGGACUUCCAAGAUUAAGGAAGAUGCCCUUAGCCUGUUUCAAGCAGGAUUGCGUGAAUAUCUUGGCCUGUUCAAUGUGAAGAUUUCCGGAAAUCAAAACAAUGGGUGGGGUAUAACUGGUCUUUCUGUUACAGCCAGUAAAAUUGUAGCUAUACCAUCAGGUACACGUUCUAUUUUGAAUUAUUUUCAUAACCAAGAGGAAGCUUUCCCUCAAGUUAAACUGUCCAGCGAACAACUUAUCCAAGAUGCUCCACUUUUGUCACCUUCAGAAGAGGACAGUCUUGAAAGUGGAGGUCAUCUGACACUGCAGACAAUAGAGCCAUGGAUAGCAUGUCGUGAGGAAAAUGAAGAGACUAAAUAUUCCAUGUCACUAGACAGACAGGAAGAGGACAAGAACACGUGCAAAGAAAAGAAAAUCCAGGUGAUGGAAGUGGGGAUCCUUACUUGCAGAUAUCAUGCUAGGCUUUGCUACAUACAACUGCCUGAUAAAGAGACUUCAAUCUGUUCUUCACCAGAUGCUGAAGUGUACCGGGGAUGGGAGAAAGAUCAGAAUGAAUCAAGCAGGGACUACCUUACUGUAAAGAUUAGAGAUAGUUUAGAGUCAGAGGAUGGGAAGAGGAAAUCAAAUAAAGAAAAGGGGAUGUCAACAAUCUCGCGAUAUUUUCAAAGUCAACUCUCUGGCUCUCUCUUAAAGGCAGAACAUGCCAAUACUAGUAGGCUAAGCGAAUCCUCCUCCUUGUCAGACCGUCAAAGUGAACUUCCUCAAGAAAAUUCACCUGCAAGAGGUGAAUCUAGUGUUGAUACUCAUCUUUGUAGCCAGAUUAAACUGAAAAGGCCAUCAUGGAGUUACGACAUUGAUAAGAUUGACCAGGAUGUCUUGAAUGAGUUACCAAAACAAAUUCAAGAAGAGGUACAAGCAUGGCUCAGGCCUCAGAAGCGACCUAAUACAGUGAAAAAGGAUUUGGGUAUUACUCGUUAUUUCUUACCUGCAAAAGAUAAAUAGAUGCCAACAAACCUUUUAUCGAAAGAGAUGGAUGAUGUCAGAGGCCUAGAUUGAGUUGAAUCCUAUUGAAUUAGGAGGCCAUGUUAAUAAGUUGGUUAGUUGUUACAUUAAGUCUUGAUGUAUAAUAUCAUGUUGGAAAUACGCUGAUGGUUGUUGGGAUUGCCUAGCACAGAAGACACUGUUUCUAUGAGACCGGCAUGAAGAAAGUUACUGUCAAUGUCGUCGUGUCUAAAGUUAAUUAGAUUUCAUAGCAUAAUAUUUGUGUAUGUAUUAGGUUAGCAUUAAUUAUGUUUUGCCUUGGGAUGUGCAUGUAUAUUCUUGAAAAUGAAGUGUUAAUGUAAAUAUGAUUAUGUCAAUUACCUCAUUGAUGUAUUAUUAUCUUGUACUUUGGGAAA
Solanum lycopersicum (tomato) is the source of this 2721-nucleotide messenger RNA. Its product is annotated as DNA polymerase eta. Gene Ontology annotation, cellular component: site of double-strand break; nucleus; replication fork. Gene Ontology annotation, biological process: response to radiation; error-prone translesion synthesis. Gene Ontology annotation, molecular function: damaged DNA binding; DNA-directed DNA polymerase activity. Lineage: Eukaryota; Viridiplantae; Streptophyta; Magnoliopsida; Solanales; Solanaceae. The record is from RefSeq and is a predicted model, not a curated record.